This is a messenger RNA of Dipodomys spectabilis (banner-tailed kangaroo rat), 4432 nucleotides long. RefSeq names its product ephrin A5 (gene Efna5). Lineage: Eukaryota; Metazoa; Chordata; Mammalia; Rodentia; Heteromyidae. The transcript is spliced from 4 exons. The record is from RefSeq and is a predicted model, not a curated record. Bases 684 to 1289 code for a protein of 201 amino acids. Gene Ontology annotation, biological process: ephrin receptor signaling pathway; axon guidance; regulation of actin cytoskeleton organization. Gene Ontology annotation, molecular function: ephrin receptor binding. Gene Ontology annotation, cellular component: plasma membrane; external side of plasma membrane.
CUCCCCACCUCCCCCUCCCGGGGCCACAGGCGUGCAGCCCCCUCGUCUACACGGCGCCCUCCUGCAGUUUCCCACCAGCCAGCAAAGUAACUUGGAGCAAAGCGGAGCGCAGUGCGAGGGCCCAGGGCAGCGGCGGAGCCGUGCGCAGACUGCCGCGCCGCCGCUGAGCCGGGCCCGGCGGGCCGGUGUAUGUCUCCCCGAGGCCGCGGCGCGCAACUCCCGGUGACUGUGCUGCGUGCGCCGCCGCCUGCCCCGAUCCGCGCUGCCGCUGCCCGGCCAGGUCCGCACCUCCCUCUCCCGGGGUGACCGGCCUGCAGCCGACGCCCGAGACACAGCCUUGCACCCUUUCUCCCGCCCUCUCCACUGCCGCCACACACCCGCUCGCGUCUCUCCAUCUUGUGAUUCUUUUUUCUCCUCGAACCCUUCAGUGGGGGAGCGAGUUUGUCUUUAACCACCCCCUCCAUCCACCGCCUUCUUUUCUUCUCGCUCUCCAACCCCUCCCGAGCUUGGUGUGUUCCUCUUUUCCUUUCUCGCCUCCCCACCCCCCUUCCCGCUUCGUUUUAUUUAUUCAUAUUUAUUUGGCACCCGCUUUCUUCUUUCUGUCCCUUUCCCUCCCUCCCUCCGGAUCCCUGCUCUCUUCCCCCGGAGUGGCGCGUCGGGGGCUCCGCCGCUGGCCAGGCGUGAUGGUGCACGUGGAGAUGUUGACGCUGGUGUUUCUGGUGCUCUGGAUGUGUGUGCUCAGCCAGGACCCGGGCUCCAAGACCGUCGCCGACCGCUACGCUGUCUACUGGAACAGCAGCAACCCCAGAUUCCAGAGGGGUGAUUACCACAUUGACGUCUGCAUCAAUGACUACCUGGAUGUUUUCUGCCCUCACUAUGAGGACUCUGUCCCAGAAGAUAAGACGGAGCGCUAUGUCCUCUACAUGGUGAACUUUGAUGGCUACAGUGCUUGUGACCAUACUUCCAAAGGGUUCAAGAGAUGGGAAUGUAACCGGCCUCACUCUCCAAAUGGACCACUGAAGUUCUCAGAAAAGUUCCAGCUCUUCACGCCAUUUUCUCUAGGAUUUGAAUUCAGGCCAGGCCGAGAAUAUUUCUACAUCUCCUCUGCAAUCCCAGAUAAUGGAAGAAGGUCCUGCCUAAAGCUCAAAGUCUUUGUGAGACCAACAAAUGACACCGUACAUGAGUCAGCCGAGCCAUCCCGCGGAGAGAACGCGGCACAGACACCAAGGAUACCCAGUCGACUUUUGGCAAUCCUACUGUUCUUCCUGGCAAUGCUUUUGACAUUAUAGCACAGUCUCCUCCCGUCACCUGUCACAGAAAAACACCAGGGUCUUGGAACACCAGAGAUCCACCUAACUGCUCAUCCUAAGAAGGGAUUUGUUAUUGGUUUUUGGCAGAUGUCAGAUUUUUUUUUUGUUGUUUUCUUUCUUUCAGCCUGAAUUCUAAGCAACAACUUGGAGGGGGGUAGUGGCUAAACUAGAUGCCACCUCCUUCACCACACCCCACCCCACCCCUAUCCCUGGCCUUUGACUUUUCUCACCCCUUCCAAAUUAAAUGGACUCCAGAUGCAAAUGCCAAAUUGUCUUAGUGACACCAGUGGGUUCUUCAGCUCCUGUGCAUUCUCCUCUAAGAGCUCAGCUCCGUUGGUGCACUGUGCCAGCGGCGUAUGGACAUGGAAGCGUAGUGGCAGAUGUGGCCAAUGAUGGCCAAGCCCGGGAGGGUUUCACUCUCCUAUACAAUAUUUAUGCCUUCUCAUUCAGGACUGCAAGAUGAUCAUACAGGGCAUCAUGUCACCAUGUCAGGUCCAGAGGGGAGGUAUUAAGAAUAGACACAAUAUUACACCAUUUCCUCUAGGAGCAUAUAGAUGAACAGGCUUCUGAAAGGUUGAGACACUGGUUUUAUUUUAUUUUAUUUUUUAAAAUAUGACUGUCUUAAAGCAUUCUGGACAGUGAAAUGUGUGAUCUGCAAAAGAAGCCUUGUUAUUUUUUUCCCCCAGGAGGCAGGAAGGGUACAGGAAUGCUAACCCAGAGCAAGUGUGAAAUAAAGAACACUAUCUGUUCAGUGGAGGUGGGUAUGUGUGAGUGCCUCUAUUUUGUUAGUGACUGGGCAGUACACACCAGAUUUUUUUUUUUCCUUUUGAAUACAGAUCACCAUGGUGCUACAAUUUUUUUUUCUUCUUAGGAAUUCAAAGAGGCAUUUUUUUUUUAAUAAAUAAAGUGACCUUCCCCAAGGCUGACAAGCCAGGUUUGAUGAGUCCAGAGUGGAAUAGCUUUGGCUGCUCCUCUGGGGGCAACAGGUACCAAGAAAAGGAUGUCAAUGGACAGAGGAGAAGUGAUUUGGCUUUGCUGGAGCUCCAGUGUGCCGUGGCCUUUCCCCUACUCCCAUCCCAAUGCUCACAUUUUGCUCUACACUCCGUGAUCACAGGGGACUUAGACACAAACCCCUGUUCCCAGGAGAGUCAGUCAGCACUACGUGGGAGGGUGAAAGGGAAAUUUGGAAUAAAAAAUUCCAAAGCUUGGAAUAAAAAAAAAAAAAUUCAAGUGUUGAUUUUAUAUUCUUUCCCUUUCUGACACAGCCUGAAGCGUAGAGGGAACGUGUGUUUAUCUGUGGGAGAUAAACAAGAUGGAGUCCCAAAGACUUUAACAAAAUAUUUUUUUAAAAAUCCACUAGAAUAGAAAAUACAUUAUUUAGAUAUACUUUAUGCUGAGAGUGAGUAUAUAUGCUUGUCCUAUUUAAACUUGUGAGAAAAAGUGGUAUCCCUUGAUACAUUUAGAACUAUGGGGUGGGGAGGGGCUAUCUUGUUUCAUUGUAGGGUGGGGCAGAAGGAGAAGAAACACAGGAUGACCCUGUUUAAAGAAUCUUAGCAUGGCCAACAAGGGACAUUUCCAGUUGAUUACAGGAAAUGCAGGCCCUGGGGUUUCUGAGUGGAGCUCUCAUGAACUUGAAUAUCCAAAGCCUAGACGUGGGAAAGUGUCAGAACAGUGGGAGCAAAAGCAGUCUAGCCUUUUUCAUUUCUAUUGCAGCAGGACAAUAGAAACCAUGCCUUUCAACAUAAGUCAACAAAUGCAAGGGUCAUGUUAAAUAUGAAAAUGGAAAGCAUUCCAACAGAAAUAAAGGGUUUUAUAUAUUCACUUUUUUAAAAAGAUAUAUAUGUAAACAAAAAAUGAAAGGGGGAUCAUAUUAUGGACAGACUUCAUAAAUGGGAAUUUGCUUAGAAUUGUGCAGUUUCGAAUUAGAAAAAUAUGUGAAUGAAGGCGGCUGUCAAUGUACUGCACCCAGGAGAGUUAUACACAUAUUGAAAUGUAAUCUGGGCUUAUCUGAUAUAUUUAGAGUGGACAUGAAUACUGAGUCUGCUCUCACUGAGAACCAAGUCAGUGGGGCUGCCAGGCUGGAGGGUACGAGCAUCUCUCUUCCACCAACAUCAAUGACUUCUCCAGAGUGGCAGAGUCUUAUCACAGAAGGCACCCACCAUUUCACUGAAACAAAAGUUCAUAGCAUUUGAUUCCUUUUUGAUUUAUUUAUAUGCUCAGUACUCUCAGUAUUAUCCAGAAAUACAAUUUUUUUAAAUUAAUAGUUACAGGCUUUUUGGUCCAAUGGGAUUUGAGUAGAGGGGGAAAAAAAUCACCUUGUAAAAUGGAUCAGUAGUCAGAACCAAAAUUAUAUUGCAUGUUCUAUAAUCAAGGAAAUCAAAUGAUCCCAUAAUGAUUUCUGGUAGUCAUAACAUUAGCAGUACUAAUUUCAUUUUAGAAAUGGUGACUUCUGUGGGUUUUUUUUUCCCUAGCAUUUGUCUAACAAAUGAUAAAGUAAUUACUCAUGGCCCUCUCUGCCAUCAUUGUCUUUAAUUUUUCACAGUGAAAUUAGACCCUUUUACAUCACUAUUGCACCAUUGCAAAUUAAGUUUAAAAAAUAGCAAAACUGUCCACACCAGUAGACAAUAUGCUUCUCUACCUAUAAGUGACAUAAUCAUAGCUUCUUCACUUGCUGUGGAGUUUUCAAGAAGAUGAUCGGCAUCAGUUUUCAUCUUGUCCAAAAAGCGCUGGUGGCCUUUUGUGGUGAUGUUAACAAUCCUCUGGGGACUUAGGAGGAUGUCGAUGCAACUUUGUAGCAGAUUUAAUUUCAAGAACAAUUCAGAAUCAUGCAAGGCAGCCAUAGUGCCCCUCAGCCCCAGUUGGUCAAACCCCAGCGACCUUUGCCCCUGGUUGCCAAGGGCUUGCAACAUGAAGCAGGGAAAUAAGGAUCUGUUUAGUGGAUACCGUGUAUCCUGUAAUAGACCAGGUAACCGUUCGUGUUAGUUUAGACUAUUGUUUUGUACUGUACUUUCUUGGGUGGCAGAGGAAAGAAAAGUUAAAACAAAAAAAAACUGCGUUCUUUAAUUCUGUAUUAUUAGCAACCUCUGUUGUAUAUAGUGUUUGAUAAUAAAGUAUUAAUUUGA